This is a messenger RNA of Limulus polyphemus (Atlantic horseshoe crab), 626 nucleotides long. Its product is annotated as unconventional myosin-XVIIIa-like. The record is from RefSeq and is a predicted model, not a curated record. NCBI's taxonomy places the organism in Eukaryota, Metazoa, Arthropoda, Merostomata, Xiphosura, Limulidae. The annotation marks the transcript as partial. The transcript is spliced from 4 exons.
GAGACUCCAUCUACAAGAAAAAAUGUGAACAACUACGACAGGAACUGGAAGUUACUAAGAAACGUCUUCAACAGGAACAUGAGGAAGAGAUUGAGACCCACCUUACUGCCAAAAAAACAUUGAAUAAAAGGCUUUCUGAAGCACUAGAGAACAUAGAAGAGGAGCGACAAAUAAGUAAACAAUGGCGGAGAAAAGCAACUCAACUCGGACAGGAAUUGCAGGAAGUCAAGAUUUUAUUGCAAGAAGAAGUCGCUCGUAUGACUGAGCUAGAUAAAAAAGGGAAAAAGUAUUAUGCUGAUCUUAAUACUGUUUACCAACAACUUGAAGAGGAAAAGUAUUUAAAGGAAAAAUUAAUGAAAGAGAAAGACCAAGUCAUUUCUAAGCUGUCUGACUUGCAGAAGGACUUGUUGCAGCUGGAGCAGCUGAAGAGAACAAAGCAGCAGCUGGAAUGGCAAAUUAGAGAUCAACAAGAGGAAAUGGAGGACAUGACGUCACGGAUGCAACUGAUGGAGCAGGCCAAAGUAAAGCAGGAUAAGGAGCUGGAAAAGCUACGACAGGAGACUGAAAAGGAGAUUUCUGCUAGAGAGGAAGAACUAGAGGAGAUCAAAGCUUCUGCGACCAAAAGA